Phaedon cochleariae (mustard beetle) is the source of this 483-nucleotide messenger RNA. The record is from the annotation of a GenBank genome assembly. NCBI's taxonomy places the organism in Eukaryota, Metazoa, Arthropoda, Insecta, Coleoptera, Chrysomelidae.
UUAAUAGGCUACCAAACAAAUUUCAGAAAUGAAGUCUGCAAUAAUUAUUGUUAUUUUGUGCAUUUUGUGUGUAUUAAGUGCAAAUGCAUGGGUAGGCAUAAUAAGGAGCGACCCAAGAUCCAACCAUCUCAGUCACUGUUAUUCUUCAAGCCAUAAUAUAGGAUCGAUGGAGAAAGGUGAAGAAAAAAGAUUGGCUAAUCAAUGCGCAGUGGCCAGAUGCAGAGAGAACAGAGAUAUCGGUCUGUCUGGGUGUGGUUCAGUUGCAAUCGAACCCCCUUGUCAUAUAGUAAAAGGAGAUUUAUCGAAACCAUACCCACUCUGCUGCUAUGAAAUUGAAUGUCCUGAAGGAUUCCGGCAUUAGUAAUGAUUUCGUUUUAGGACACAAAAAACCUUGUCAUACUCUAUUUUAUAGACUUGCAUGAAAAAAAAUCUUCUUAUUUUGAUUCCAUAUGUAACACAAUGAAAUAAAGACAGUAAAAAAUA